AUGGUGAAGUUGCAAAGUCUAUAAAGCUCGGCCAUCCCACCGGCCCCGAGUUCGUAAACAUGAGUAAUAUCUUAGAGGACUCGUUUCUAAUCUCAAUCUUCAUGCUUUGACAAGAUCUUUAUAUUCAAAACCCCUCUUCUAGCCAGAAAUCUGCCGAUCUACGGUCCUCUUUAUCAUGGGCCUACCAGAUGAUUUCCACAAACAAGGCGUCCAGCACGUCGAGCAGAACAAUGCAGUCAGCGAUGCCAUCAAAGCCGUAGAGAAUCGUGACCUAGAGCGGAUCGAAGAAACCAAACCAGGUACCUUUGUCUGGCUCUGCGUUGCAGCAAAUGCGAUUGGCGGCAUGCUCUUCGGUUACGACACAGGUGUCAUAUCCGGUGUCCUUGUUGUCAUCGGCAAAGACCUCGAUAAUAAAGAGCUCACUCACUCAGAAAAGGAGUUGAUCACGGCAAUCACCGCAGCUGGGGCCUUGAUUGGUGCUGUCAUUGCUGGCAUAACUGCUGACAAGUACGGCAGGAAGCCUGAUAUUUGGUUCGCCUCUGUCGUCUUUACUAUUGGAGCUCUGCUUCAGGCCACCUCUUUCACGAUUGCGCAAAUGACUGUUGGUCGACUUGUGAUAGGAUUUGGUGUCGGCUCUGCGACUAUGAUCGUACCAUUAUAUAUCGCGGAGCUUUCGCCUGCCAGGUUCCGAGGCCGAAUGAUCUCAAUCCACAUGAUCUUCCUCGGUGCCGGAUCCGUGCUCGCGUACGCCUUCGCCGCAGCCUUCAACACAACAGCGCAUGGCUGGAGAUACAUGGUUGGGCUUGGUGGUGUUCCGUCGUGCCAUGCUAAGGAGGGGCCCCAGUCCCCGCGGUUUGCCGCUGCUCGCUGGGACUCCCUCGAAGAGACGAAACGACCAUUAGAACCUAACAGCAAGCCCUACAACCUAAUCUUACGAGGUUUUCCCCUUAUGGUUUCCCUUAUGGCGGUAUUACCUAUUACGAUAUACUCCGGACGGUUACUAGAACGUUGUGUAAACCAGAAGCCUACGGGCUCUGGGUUGAAGGAUAGGAGAUACUGGCGGAAUUGCGUUCUAGGGACGACCAUAGCACUAAUCGGCCGGCGAAGAAUCCUGCUCUGGACGAUGUGGGGCAUGCCUGUCUGCCUCGCAAUCGCCGCCAUUGCGUUUCACUGGAUCCCCCUGGACAACAACACUUUGGAGCUGACCACAAAAGAGGUGGGCUGGUCCGCAAACCUGGUUCUUGUUGCGAUGAUCAUGUUCGUGGCGUUCUAUGCUGCCGGCCUAUGCUGUGUCCCAUGGCAAGCGAACGAGUUUCUCCCAAUGGAAGUCCGAGCUAUGAGCACCAUGAUGAUCAACAUCUUCAACUGGGGUCCCAACAUUAUCGUCUCUUCGACAUUCUUGUCAAUGAUGCGGGGUAUGACGCCUUCAGGCACAUUUGAUCUAUACGCUGGGUUGUCGUUCUUGGGCUGGAUCAGAGUGGUUUUCGAGCACGGAUUUGGCGUAAGAUAUGCCGAGGAGUGGCGAAAGCAGAAAAAGCUCGACGUUCAAGCCCGGAAGCAAGAGAACACUGUGUGAAAUAUGAUCUGAGACUUCUGUUAUGUUUAUGAAGAUAAUGUAUUCAGGCCUAGAGAAUAAAACUGAGAUCGAGGCUUGGAAAAGUUAAUUUUCACAGAGUUGGAAAAGUGAUGUUCAAACUGAGUUAGAUUUGGCCAAAAGUAUUCUUC
Messenger RNA from Colletotrichum phormii, 1725 nucleotides. RefSeq lists its product as uncharacterized. Bases 176 to 1576 code for a protein of 466 amino acids. Gene Ontology annotation, molecular function: myo-inositol:proton symporter activity. Gene Ontology annotation, cellular component: membrane. The record is from RefSeq and is a predicted model, not a curated record. The transcript has 7 exons. Gene Ontology annotation, biological process: myo-inositol import across plasma membrane. NCBI's taxonomy places the organism in Eukaryota, Fungi, Ascomycota, Sordariomycetes, Glomerellales, Glomerellaceae.